AUGGCGAGUUCUGCAUACUUCGCUAAUAGCGAGGUUGGGUACUGGCCGUAUCAGCCUAUCGGAGACGUCCGACCUGCCGAUGGAGGUCUCUUCCAUGACUCGACCUACCAGGAAUCUGGUGAUCCGAGUGCUGGGUAUUGCGCAAGGUCCCAACACGUUCCUGCAGCUCCUCAGCCACCUUCUAGUCUCUUGGAGACGCUGUUGCGACAUGGCAAGGAUGCCGUGACGGAUAGCUACCCCGCUGCUGGGGGGAAGUCGUCGUUGAGUCCUCAUGCGACUCAGUCCGUGACAUCACACAUGCCUUGUCAGACCCCACCUUACACUCCGACGUCCUCCAUCGAGAGGACCUCUCCUCUGAACGGACUCGGGGACUCCAGCCAGGAGAGGUUCCAGCAUCGGCAACCUCCUGACGCCGCCAUUGGCUCCUAUGGCCAUCGUUACCAGGGGUACCCCUCGCAAACCCAGACAGGGUGCUCUUCGGCCCUUGUACCUCCACCCUCCUCUGCAUCUUACGACUCUCUCCAACCUGGAUACAAUGCCUAUGGGAACAACAAUAACAACGGAAAGACCAGUCCUAGUGGAAACAAAUACCCUGACGACCAGGCGCAGAGAUCCGUCGACUAUCCGUGGAUGAAGUCCAACUAUGCAGCUGGCGAUGUCACCGGGACGGGGCAGAAGAGGACGAGGCAGACCUACACGCGAUUCCAGACUCUGGAGCUGGAGAAGGAGUUCCAUUUUAAUAGGUACCUCACCAGAAGACGCCGGAUCGAAAUUGCUGAGGCCCUUUGUCUCACGGAACGCCAGAUCAAGAUCUGGUUCCAAAACAGACGCAUGAAGGCGAAGAAGGACGGGAAGUCGGGCUUGAACGUCGGGGAAUCCGCGAUUCCGGAUGACGUUACUCAAUCCCACGUGAAAUCUGGUGAUUCCAUUUCCACUGCCAGCUCUGCAACGUCCAUGUUGAUGCAUAAUGGCCCGACUCAGUCCGCAGCUUCUGGGAUCUCUCAGAGAGCCGACUCCCUCCAUCAGCAGCAUCCGCAACACCCACAUCAUCAUCUGCAUGCAGCGUAUCUGAACUAUCAGCACCAAACUCAGGUUGCGUAUGGCCACGAGUAUGGGCGACAUCAAGGUUAUGGUCAACCCGCUAAGUUGGACCACCAUACAGGGUCGUGA
Molecule: messenger RNA, 1170 nt
Organism: Orussus abietinus
Lineage: Eukaryota; Metazoa; Arthropoda; Insecta; Hymenoptera; Orussidae
Product: homeobox protein Hox-B4-like
Exons: 2
Coding region: 1-1170 (389 amino acids)
Biological process (GO): negative regulation of transcription by RNA polymerase II; anterior/posterior pattern specification
Cellular component (GO): nucleus
Molecular function (GO): DNA-binding transcription factor activity, RNA polymerase II-specific; RNA polymerase II cis-regulatory region sequence-specific DNA binding
Source: RefSeq, a predicted model, not a curated record